UACAUAUUGUGCUUAUUGAUCCUGUGCGAUUCGAGUGAAGGUCUACUUUUGCACUCAGUAAAAUGAAACCAGUUUUCUCAAUAUUAACUCACUCAUAAGUUUCUUUUGUACGAAAAGGUCCUUUCUAAUCGUAACACCUGCAUCGCCUUGGUAAAACUGUACCAGUAAGAUUUAAUUUGAUUUACUAAAAACACACAAAGAUUCUUUCCGUAAGAAACCUACAACUCUGUGUUAUGUCAUUGUGGAGGUUGGUUAGAAGUGAUAUUUUUACAAUUAAAGUAACUUGAAAGUGUUGUGUAGUACAAAGGACAAUGAUAAUAGGGUUGUAACGAAUAAUAGUGAGUAAAGUGAACAAUACGCUAUUACAAAUUAUCAUUCUUAGUAUCGGGUCUAAGUGAAUAUCUAGUGACAGUGAUUAUUGAUUGAUCCAAGUCAAAAUGCAGCAGUUUUCCAACAACGACUAUGGUGGAAAUGAAUAUGGAAACUAUGAACAACAUCAGCAAAUUCCGAUGCAACCGCAGGGUGGCGCCAGACCGAUGGUUGACCCUGAGGCGAUGGGGGAGGUCGAUCCAACGCUCUAUCCGCAAGCGAAAGAAUCAACGCAUAAAAUAAGAGGAAAAUCCGAUAUACUGGAAAUGUUGUGUGGUUCCGUGGACCAAGAAUUGCUGCCAGUGAAAACAUUUUACUUCUUUUUCUACGCCGCCUUUGGAUCACUCUUUCCACUGAUGGGAGUAUAUUUCAAACAAAUGGGAAUGAAUCCCGGUCAAUGUGGUCUGCUUAUUGGCACCAGACCGUUUGUGGAAUUUUUGUCUGCUCCGUUUUGGGGAAGCUACGCUGAUCGAUGCAAAAAAGGAAAGAUGCUACUCAUGGCUUCGCUUGCGGCAUGGAUUAUCUUCACAUUGCCACUAGGCUUCAUUCAACCUCCGGCGACCAGCUGUAUCGAAAGAAAGAAUGCAACCGACUUCGAGCUACGAACACCGCAGGUUCCUCGAAUCCUCAAACGAUCCAUCGACCAGAGCCUUCUCGAGGAAAUCUCUUUCGGAAAGUACACUGAACCAGAAACUCAGUUUUCUAGAGUUGAACGCGCUGCACGACCAUUUGCUGCAGCAGGACAAUCGCCACUUGGAGUCAGCUAUGCUAACAACUUCAACGAGAGAUUGCAUAGCGAUUGGGUUUCGCCCUUGUUUUCCUCUAUCGUGUACAGAACUGCGGACAUUCAAAAAGCCUUUUUUCUGCUUUUGCUUCUUGUUGUCAUCGGAGAAUUCUUCAGUGCUCCUGCGAUAACAUUAGCUGAUUCAGCUGUUAUUACCAUUCUCGGCGAAGAUGCCGAUCGAUACGGACAUCAACGAAUGUUCGGAUCGCUUGGAUGGGGGUUGGCGAUGUUCUUCGUUGGCAUAGCUUUGGAUCAUUCGACGGCUUUCCCGGAUCAUCCAUGUGGACCAGAGAAGCAGGAGAAAAACUACUCUAUUUGCUUUGCAACGUUUUCAGUACUAAUGGGAGCAGCACUUAUCUCCGCCUCUCAAAUAACGUUUAAAUAUGACUAUUCAGAGCCUCAAGAGCCUCAGGUACAAAAAGUUAGUCAGGAACCAACUCACGAGGAAAGAAUGCAACACCAACUAGCAGAACAGUUGCAACUUCCAGCAUUGGCUGCCUCCGCAGGCGGUGUGGGUUGUGCAGCUCCGACUCCACAAGCUCUGGGUGCUAAGACCGAGAUAUUCGCACAGACAACCCGAGAAAUGCCGGAAUGGGUCACUGUACUGAAACAGUUCAAAGACGUCAAAUGUGCUUCGUUUCUCUUCGUGGCGUGGUUCAUGGGAUUUGGCAUUGGGUUAAUCUUUACCUUCCUCUUCUGGCACCUGCAGGAUUAUGGUGGAUCUCCGACUUUGUUCGGCGUUGCAUCUGUCAUUAACCAUAUUUCGGAAAUAUUUGCCUACUUUUUCAGUUUUCGUUUAAUUACCCAGAUCGGUCAUGUCAAGGUACUAUGCCUUGGACUUGUAGGAAAUAUUUUGCGAUUCUUAUAUAUUUCUUACCUGAAGAAUCCUUGGUGGGUUCUACCAUUUGAGUUUAUGCAAGGAAUCACACAUGCUGCUGUUUGGGCUGCGUGCUGCUCGUACAUUGCACAUAAUACUCCGCAGCACUUAAGAUCAUCGGCUCAAGGUGUCCUCCAAGGACUGCAUCAUGGGCUUGGAAGAGGUUGUGGUGCCGUGAUUGGCGGAAUGUUCGUCAACUAUUUUGGAACGACUGCCACAUUCCGUGGAUAUGGAGUCAUUUGCAUUUUUGUUCUUGCCGCUUUUGUGUUCAUCAAUUUCUAUCGAAAGGAGCAGGGCUUUAUUUCAGAAAUUCCAACCACGGAAGAUCCACAUCAGGUUGCGGAAGAGACGGCGCAUCUUGCUCCGCAUGGUGUUCCUAGUAACCCCAUACCAAGAGCAUUAUCCAGUACACGAUUAAAUGAAAUAGGCAAUCAAAAUUCCGACAAUGGUUACGGUACUUACCAAACUACAGGUGGAGCCCUCGAUGUUCCUGGCGGUGUGCCAAAUAAUCCAUUCGCUGCUCCCCAGAAUAUCAGCCAAGGUGGACACCAGUAUUAAAUGAUGAUACUUAUACAUAAUCCAACAGUACGACUACUUGGUAGGAUAGGUUUACGUGUAACACGUCAUUUCAGCAACAAACACGCAUACAUUCAAACCGAAACACAGUCAUUAGUAUAAAUAUUGAUUAUUUAAUCUGGUUCUAGUUAUGACAUACGUUCAAGAGUGCAUCCAUAAGUUAGUUAACAUUUCGAGAAGAUUUAUUUUGCUGUCGUAAUUUAUGGAGUAUCUUUGAUCGUGCAUUCAAUUUGAAUGAAAUCAAAAUCUAUAUAAUCUAAAUUGCAAUCUCUAGCUAAUACGAAAGUCCCAACAAAACAAAUUAAACGACAGCCGGUUCAAAUACAUAUCGGUUGUUCAAGAUAUUAUUCCUAAAUGUUGGGAAGCUGAAUUAGGAUAUGAACAUAUGAAGAACUCAACAUAAAUGUGUCGCUUACCUAUGCAGCAUUUCACAAGAUACAAAUCACAGUAUUCGACUUUUGUUUGUGACAAACAAACUCGAUUUAUUUAAACCUGAUUGUAUUUUCUUUGUAUAUUACCCUUACUUGAAAACAUAAAUUAAACAAUUAAGAAAAAAUAAGCACCUAGUAAAAUUGUUAUAAUUACUCUAUGAAUACUCAUACUCACAGGAUAUCAAUCCUGUAUGCCUAGUACAUUACCUUUGCUACUUAUUGGAUUAAUAAAUAGAAAAACGUUUCUAAUAUUACCACAUAAUGAUUGAAUAAUUAUUUUAUGUUUCACCAAAUCGCCAUUGAUUUUUUUAUGAAUGCAACCUUUUGUUCACUUGCACAACGAAAACUGUCGUCCACACGGAAGUUUAAAUCAGGUAUCAAUUCUAUAAAUACAAGCAAAGUUUUAUUCCUACAUCAAAAGUUGAAGUUUGUUUGAAUAUAAAUUCUUGUUAAAAUGCAAUGCCAGCAAAAGCUUUAUUGAAACAUCGUGUCGCAUAUCAGUUUUCAACUACAAAUUUUAAAUAAGAGCGUUCAAAUAUUUAAAAUGAAUGAUAGAAUGUACUAUUUACCGUAUUUACAACACGUUUCUCAUGGCCACAAGAAGGCAGUUUUAUAGACAACCAGUGCUCCGAUAAUAUCCUCCACCUUCUGUAAAACUAAGCAUUAAAAAAUUCGAUACAUUGUGCAAUGCAAAACAAUCAUGUGUUCUAUUCUCAAUAUUUGAUCGUUAAAAUCAACAAUCUAAAUUUGACUUUGCUGUUGUUAACCAGUCAGGUACGACCCUCGAUGUAGUCUCGAAUGUUCAUAAUACCAGUACCAGCAUUGAAUUACAUGUGCCGUUGUCAUCUUUUGUUGUAUAAAACCAUACUUGACUGAUAGAAACGGAAGGUUUAAGUACCAUGAACUAGCUGUAAUCGAUAGAGAAUAAUCACAGUAUGUUACCAAAAAAACAGGAAGUAUAGAUGUUGAAAAGUACUCGUGAUAAAAUUAGAAAAAAUACAGUGAGCUCGCAAUUAAAUAAUGAAUGAAAAAUAACAUUAUGUAUCUGAACAUGUACAGCACUGAUACUAUAAUAAAGUUAUAUAGUUUUCGACUGUACAAAAUGCACUUCUAAAAUGUACUAACAUGAAAUAAAUGCGAAAGUCGUUACAAUGACAAA
Messenger RNA from Topomyia yanbarensis, 4196 nucleotides. It is a transcript of the gene jef, whose product is annotated as major facilitator superfamily domain-containing protein 6. Lineage: Eukaryota; Metazoa; Arthropoda; Insecta; Diptera; Culicidae. The transcript is spliced from 11 exons. Bases 438 to 2588 code for a protein of 716 amino acids. The record is from RefSeq and is a predicted model, not a curated record. Gene Ontology annotation, cellular component: membrane.